Magnusiomyces paraingens is the source of this 5316-nucleotide messenger RNA. RefSeq lists its product as uncharacterized. Gene Ontology annotation, cellular component: cytoplasm. Bases 1 to 5316 code for a protein of 1771 amino acids. NCBI's taxonomy places the organism in Eukaryota, Fungi, Ascomycota, Dipodascomycetes, Dipodascales, Dipodascaceae. Gene Ontology annotation, molecular function: mRNA binding. The record is from RefSeq and is a predicted model, not a curated record. The transcript has a single exon. Gene Ontology annotation, biological process: post-transcriptional regulation of gene expression.
AUGAACUCGCCAAUUCCUCCCGCGACCCGUGCAUCGCCGGGCUCAGAUAGAUAUGGUUCUGGAUCAAGCAUUUCGUCGUCGUCGUCUUCGUCUUCUUCUUCUUCUUCUUCAUCUACAUCUACAUUAACACCUUUACAAACUUCACAACAGAAUUCACUUGCCACUUUAACUUCACGCGUUCAAGGAACCACUACUACUCCUAAUAAAAUGUCUAUUUCUGGUUCUUCUUCUUCUUCUAAUUCUAAUUCUUCACUUAAUGGUUCUUUCCAAACAACUUCUGCAAUGGCUUUGGGGCCUUCAGCAUCUUUGUCAGUAACUGCACCGAUGGGAUUCAAUCCUGGAUUAUCCCAACAGCAUAAUCUUCAUCUUCAACUUAACCUUCAGCAUCAACAGCAUCAACAGCAUCAACAACAGCAUCAUCAACAACAACAACAACAACAACAACAACAACAACAACUAGGCAACUCUUCUUCGGGCCAACAACCUUCAAUUAGAUUAGUUUCAUCUCUUUCAUCUUCCUCUUCUUCUUCUUCAAACUCUUCAAAUUCUUCAAUGUCCUCUGCAUCAAAUACUACCUCAUCCUCAUCCUCAUCAUCCUCAUCUUCUUCAUCUUCUCCUCUCUCUUAUGAAAGUACAAGCACCUUUUCGGGUCUUACCUUACCCUCGGGUCAACCCUCUUCUUCAACCAUAACCCCUUCAGUUCAUCCAACUCAUCGUCAUUCCAUUGCCUUUGCAAGUACUCUGAAUCCUUCAAAGCCAUCUUCAUCUUCUUCUUCAUCAUCCUCUACUUCUUCUUCAUCGUCAUCAUCAUCCUCUACUUCAUCUUCUUCUUCUUCUUCUUCUUCUUCAUCCUCUUCUUCUUCUUCUUCUUCUUCUUUCGGUCCUCCCUCUUUUCACACUCGUAACCAUUCUCUCUCCUCGGCUUACCCAACUUCUCCUCCACUCCCACCAUCCUUGGCUUUUCAACAACAGUUUGGUGCCCUCCACGGCUGGCCACAGAAUAUUACAGGUGGUAGUAACACUGGUGGUAGUAAUAAUAAUAAUAACAAUAUUAACAAUACUGGUCCAAACAACUCAACUGGCUCUUCAGAUCUUUUGUUUUCGGAAUUUCCUCGGAUUUCAAUAGCCUCACCCCCUCCCUCUCAAUCAUCAUCAUCAUCAUCAUCAUCAUCAUCAUCGUCAUCAUCAUCAUCUGCUUCUGCUUCUACCUCUUCUUCAUCAGUAUCGUCAUCUUCUCACUACCAUGGCCACUCAAAAUCCCUCUCUUUUUCUCUCUAUUCUCCAAGCCACAGCAAUAACUCUUCUAAUAAUAACCUUCUAGACAGAUCUCCCAUCUCAGUUCUUAACAGUACAAGUGACAGUCUUACAGCUACACCAACGAGUUCUGCAAUCACUCCGCCACCUGGAUUACCCUCACAUUCUACUUCAUCUGCCGCUGCUACUGACCAGCAUACUUCCUCUUCUUUGACAGGCCCCUCACAAUCUUCUUCUUCAAAGCCUGGCUCACUCAUGCAAUUAAACUCACCUCCUACAAUUAUUGGAUUUGCAAACAAUUUAAGCUCGCCAGCAUCUUUUCAGGGUCCCGUCACUCCAUCUGCACCAGGAACAGGCGCAACUUCUUACUUUGGUGACGCAAUUCAUGCCCCUGCAACAGACCCAGGAUUGUCAAUGACCUCUUCUUCUACUCCUGGCAUUUUAUCCUCUUCUUCUUCAGUUGUUUCUCAAGGUCCUCCUCCAUCUCUUCUUUCAGGGCAUGUACUCUUUUCAAAUAAUAAUAGCAACAACAACAACAACAACAACCUACCCCUGUACCCGCACCACAUCACUUUUGACCAUCAAGCCACACAAAAUCUUAGCUCUCCUAGCACCUCGGCGGUUGGCUCCCAAACCGGCUCUCACAGCAGACGACAUUCCAUGUUUUUGCAUCCUGAUCCUAUUGAAGAGCUCGAACUUGAAGAUUCUACAGUGCCUAUUCAUCAGCAACAAUUUCAACAAAUACUACAGCAACAGCAGCAGCAGCAACAGCAGCAGCAACAGCUUCAACCACCCCCUUUUUUGCAUAAGUUCUACUCUAAAUCUGGUGUUGUUACUAAUAAUAUUAGUGGCCCAUCGCCACCACAAUACCUCCAAAACAGUAUCAAUAACAAUAGCAACCCUACAUCUUUGUCAUCAGAAUAUAUUAACGACUUGGUACCAUCCUUUGACAAUUUAAGUCUCCAACAACAGUCUCAGCAACAGCAUCAGCAACAGCAUCAGCCACAGCAUCAGCAAAAGCAACAACCUUUUGGUGUGUUCCAGACUCAUCGCAAACGUCAGUCUUUUGGGGGGUUUGCUUCUUCCACUUCACUUUCCUCUGCAUCCUUUUCCAAUGUUCCAUCUGCAUCUUCCUAUAUUUCUUCCUCAUCAUCUGCUUCCUCCUCCUCCUCAUCUCUCCAGGACUAUGUCGACGUUGCACGCAAUAACCACCAUCGCCACUCACACUCGUUGUCUAUCCCGUUUCAGCCACAGGCUUCUUCUCGCUCGGCUGGUGGUGCCCCCUCGUUGGCGUCUACCACUACAACCAACAACAACAACAACAACAUACCUAAUGCAUCCACUUCUAGCAAUAGUAAUACCCCCGGGAACGGCGGCGUUCGCACUCACCGGCCUUCACACAGCAUGAGUCUCCUUGCAGGACCUACAGACGUUUUUGGUAAUCUCAAUGUCCAUACAAAUACCAAUAGUAACAAUAAUAACAAUAACAUCAUCUCCAUUGAUUCGCGUGUCUUUGGAGAACCCUCUAUGGGCUCUCAGUCACAUCUACAACGAGCACAUUCUAUUAGUGGACCUAAUUAUGGGAUUAUGGAUUCACAAUUUGCAUUCCAACAGCAGCAGCAGCAGCAGCAGCAGCAGCAGUUUAAGUUACAACAACAACAACAACAACAACACUCGGCACAGCCGCAUGUCUUGGCUCAACCCCCUCUUCCGCCCCAUGCUUUUCUCAAGCGAAGCAACACGACAGUCGGGCCAAUCACCACCAACAUGUCGGGAUUCCCCGUUCCCUUUGAAGACCCAUCUUCUUCCUAUGCCUUGAAUGCUUCUGUUUAUAACAAUAGCAGUAGCAGCAAUAUGCUAACGCCGGUCCCGCAAAUGCCUUUGGAAUCUCCUGGUGGGUCCUCUUCUAAUAUGACUACUCCAACAUCCUCGGUAACAGUCCCUGCUAAACCCCCGACUCCCUCCGAACUUUGUUUCCCUCAAAGGGAAGCCCUCUAUGAACAGAUUCCCGGUGGUGUUGUUCCCAUGCCUACAUCUUCUUCCUCAUCGUCAUCGCUUCUUAUGCCAUUGCCUCUCGACAACAAUUCUUCACUUUCUCGAAGUAUUUCAUUCAAAGAUCCCAAACAAUCUCCUACUCAAACAGCUAAUCUUCGCCGCAAUUACUCUGUCAAUAAUCGUCGUCACAGCCAGCAUGGCCCCACCAUUAAUAACAUUUCUUUAACUACAGGCGAAACCAUGAACCGGUACGCGGACGCCAAGAUUGAACAUUUUGAAGGUGACAUUUACUCGUUGUGCAAAGAUCAACAUGGGUGCCGGUUUUUGCAAAAGACUUUGGAUGAGGCUGCAGCUGGUAGUGUUGAUUCUCUGUUGGAUGUGCAUUCACGUGCGGUUCACGCAGCGCACUUGGAGCUCAUUUUCCGUGAGACAGCCCCUCACAUGAGUGAACUCAUGACGGAUCCGUUUGGCAACUAUUUGUGCCAAAAACUACUGAAGCAUACGACUCCGGAACAGCGUACGGUGCUUGUCAAAAAUGUUGCACCAAAUCUUGUUGAGAUUGCGUUGGAUACGCAUGGCACGCGCGCGUUACAAACCAUGAUUGAGUAUUGCGCAGCUGAUGCUACUGCGACUUCGGAGAAUGCCAGCACACAAGCGGAAAUAGAGGCACGGAUACAAGUUUCUUUGAUUACAGACGCGUUGCGCGAUAAUGUGGUGCGAUUAAUCCAAGAUAUUAAUGGUAACCACGUUGUGCAAAAGUGUUUAAACAAUCUUGUGCAACCCCAAGACACUCAGUUUAUCAUUGAUGCGGUGAGUGCCAAUUGCGUGAUUGUUGGUAAACACAAGCAUGGAUGCUGUGUACUUCAGCGGUGCAUUGACUUUGCUUCAGAUGAGCAACGUCAACAGCUUGUUGCAGAGAUUAUUGCGCAUGCCCAUGAGCUUGUUCGAGACCAGUAUGGAAACUACGUUGUACAGUAUGUACUUGACUUGAACCAGCCCCAGUACAGUGAGCCACUUGUGCGAAUGUUUUUCGGGUCUCUUGCAGCCUUAUCUCAACAAAAGUACUCGUCAAAUGUGAUUGAAAAGUGUUUACGAUAUGCGGCGCCUGUGACUCGGCAAAUGUUGAUUGAAGAGCUUGUCCAGUCAAAGGAUUUAGAGGUUAUGUUGCGAGACAUUUACGCCAACUAUGUGAUUCAAACGGCACUUGAUUAUGCAGAUGAGGCCAUGAAGCGCAAGAUUGCAGUGUGCUUGAUUCCCAUUUUACCGUCGAUUCGGAUGACGCCAUAUGGGCGCAAGAUUCAAACCAAGCUUCAGCAAGUAAUUGGGAGUCUUCAAGCUGAUGAUGAUUAUGAGCAGCACCAUCGGUUGAGACGGAUUAAUAGUGGCAAUGGCAGUGGUGGUAGCGGUGGAAGCAGUAUUGAUGGCAGUGCCAAUAGCAGCAGUACUAAUCUUUCUCGGUCUGGAUCUCAGCUAGGAUAUCAACGAGGGAAUCUUGGGAAUACGAAUAUCAAUAACAACAAUAGUGGGAGCGGUAUUAAUAAUAUUGUUGGAAACAAUGGUGGUAGCAAUAUUAUCAUCAUGAAUAAUGGUAAUAAUAAUAAUAAUAAUAAUAAUAAUAAUAAUAAUCCGACAGGAUUCAAUGGUCGGAGAUCCAUGUUUACGCAGCUGCAACAGCAACAGCAACAGCAGCAGCAGCAACAACAACAGGGCUCUUAUUUUGAACAAUAUGCACCAGCACCAGGUCCUAUGAUGAUGUAUUCAACUGGACCUGGAGUAGGAGGGCCAGGACCAGGACCAGGACCAGUACCAACUGGGCUCCAGUAUGGUAAUAGCAAUUCCAUUGCUGGGGCUGGAGUACCUGGGCUGCCAACAGGGCCUGCGUUAUUAACACAGUAUCAUCACGGGUAUGCUCACCAAGGACAGGUUCCAAUGGCGUAUACGAAGCAUCAACAGCAGCAUCCCCAUCAUCAUCAUCAUCAUUAUCAACAACAACAACAACAACAACAACAACAACAACAACAACAACAACAACAACAACAACAACAACAACAACAACAACAACAAUAA